Molecule: messenger RNA, 2973 nt
Organism: Labrus bergylta (ballan wrasse)
Lineage: Eukaryota; Metazoa; Chordata; Actinopteri; Labriformes; Labridae
Source: RefSeq, a predicted model, not a curated record
AUGGUGCUGCAGCAGGUGCACAAAAUGGACUUGGGACUAAAGGGUAUGGUGCUGGAUUUGGUGUGCCUAAUGGGAAUGGGGCUAAAACAAACGGACAAGGAGCUGCAGCUGGACCAUCCAACGGAAAUGGGGCGAGACCAAAUGGUUCCAGCUGGAAGUAAGCCAAUGAAAGGUUUUGGCCGACCACCUUUUGGUGCAGGUCAAGGUGUGGGGAUGGGAGGUCUGGGAGUUCCACAACUUGCCAGAAACCAAGGAUAUGGCAGUAAUGGUUAUAAUGGUUAUGGGGCUCAACCCAGGGGAGGCUACACUGGUGGUUUUGGUAGUGCUGGUUUGGGACUGGGACCGCGGUAUGGAAACGGAGGAAUGAAGGGACCAAAGCAAGGCUAUGGCGCUGCUGCUGUUGCCUCCAAUGGACAUGGAACAAAAAACAAUGGUAAUGCAGGAGCCAGAGCCCCUAAUGGGAAUGGAGCCUUACCAAAUGGAUAUGGAUACCCGAAUGGUGGAGCUAACAAGCAAGCAAAGCCAGCUUAUGGCAAUGGUCAAAAUGGAUAUGGUGCAAAACCAAAUGGAUAUGGAGCCAGCAGAGGAGGUGCAAUGAGACCCCAACCAGGUUUUGGAAAUGGAGCUGUUCCCAAUGGAUAUGGAGCUAAACCCAAUGGUUAUGGAGCUGGAGCUGGAGCUGUCAAAGGAAACGGGGCAAAACCCAAUGGUCAUGGAGUAAGAAAUGGAGCUGCACUCAAUCAAUAUGGAGGAGCACUCAAUGGGUUUGUCCCGAGCAGAGGCUCAAAACCUCAAGCUAACAAAGGAGCUGGAGCUGUGUCACCUGGUGAAGGGGCGAAAUCACUCGGAAAUGGCUAUGGUGGUGUUGCUGGUGUACAGAACGGACAGUUUGCAAAAGCAGGCAAUCCUGGUUUCGGCACAAUGCCUUAUGGUAAAGGUACAAACACUGCAGGGGCAACAAAUGGAAAAAGCCUUAAAGGGGAAGUUUUCUCUCCAGAGCAGCCCAGCGCAGCACCAGAGGAGGUGUUAGUCCCUCAACAAGCGAUAACUGAAGGUGCAGCACCCGUCACCCCUGAGCCCACCAGCGGUAUCCUCGUUAUGGUGACACAAGAGAGGCAUCAGACACUGCCCUAUCCUGUGCCACAAGGGAAAAGCUACAAGACACCACUGAUCCCUUUUGUUACACAAGAACCAGCACCAGUGAUUCCUCAAGAACCAGAGCCUGCACUAGAAACCACUCCUGAAGCAGCACUUACAGGUCCAAAGGUGGUAACAUCUGGACCUGGACCAGUGAUUUACCAGACUGCCCCAGCACCAGAGCCAGAAGUGGUCCUUUCUCAAGAGAACGGAGGUGUACCCACCAUGUCCAAGGGACAGGGAGCAAAACCAACCAAACCUGACUGUGGACCAUCAGGAGUACCAAAUGGCCAGUGGAUGAAGAUACCUCGGCCAGGUUAUAAUGGAGGUGCUGGAGCUUCUGCUGGCACAAACACAAAAGGUUAUGGAGCAGGAGCUGGUGUUCCCAACGGAUAUGGUUCUCAACCCAACGGAUAUGGUGCCAAUGCAGGAGGAUAUUCAAAUGGAGGAGCAGCUAAAGCAAAUAAACCAGGUUAUGGCGCAGGAGGCUACGCUGUCCCUGGACUGAGCAAUGGAUAUGGAGCUGGACUUGGCUAUCCUUAUGCAGGGAAACCUCAGCAACCUGGCUAUGGACAAGGAGCAUACCUUGGAGCUGGAUAUGGAAAUGGAAAUCCAUUUGGAGGGUAUGGAAACGGAAAUGGCUAUGGUGCUGGUGUACAGCCAGAGUUUGCUGGUCUUGGCCAAGGUGUACCCACUGCUAAUGGCAAAUCAGGUGGUGCCAGACACAUGCCUUACAAUGGAGCUCCAGUGAUUCCUGCAGCACUAGAUGGAAUGAGUCAGUUUGAGCCUCAGUCGGCUGGCUUUGGUCCAAAUGGAAAAAGCGGCAGCAUGUACGGUGGAAUGGGUGGCAUGCCUGAUGGCGGUCAGCACCGGGGAAUGGGUGCAAAGACAUCAAACGCAAAGUAUGGCAUCGGUGGGUUGCAGUUUGGUGGACAGCAAAUCAACAGAGGGACUAAUGGAGCAGGCAGUUAUGGAUAUGGUGGAAGUCCCUAUGGACCUGCUGGUAAUGGCAAAUCAUCUGGAAAACAUGGGUAUGGUGGGUACCCCAAUGUUGGGCAACUUCUCGGCCUUGGCAGUAACGGAAACGCUGCCGGAAAAUAUGGUUAUGGAAGAAUGCCUUAUGAAGCUCAGCCAGCUGGACUGAGUCCUGAAGCCAAAUCUGCUGGCAAAUAUGGUCCAGCUGCAGCACAAUAUCAGCCUGAGCAUCAUGGACUUGGACAGAAUGGAAAAUUAACAGGUGGUGGUGAAGUUCCCUACGCACCUCAAGCUCUUGGUUAUCAGGGUCAGACAAAGUCUUCCAGUAAAUACGGUAACCAGGGACCCUACCAGUCACAGCCACUUGAAUCUGCAUCUGAAGUCAGAUCUGGUGGAGGAUAUGAAACUGCUGGUUUAUCUUAUGAACCGCUGCCUGUGGAGCCUGAUUCAGCAGUAAAAUCCUUCGUGAAGGGAGGGGUACCGACCCCAGAGAUUGCAGUUGAAGGGGACGGGAUUGAUAGAUAUGAAAAUGUGGGCUAUAUAAACGGACAAGUGCAGCCAGAAGUUGUUAAUUUCCCAGCAGCCCCAACUCCUGGCCCCACUCUGGACUACCCCUCUGUCCCGUCCUACAUGCAGGUGGACUCCUCCUUCACUCCUGAUGCUGUACCUGAAGCAGGUGUAGAGGACCUACCUGACCCUGCAGGCACAACGAGCCUCACCUUAGACUCUGCAGCCGCUACAGAAACGCAGGGUGUUCUUCAGCUGCCUGAUCAACCUGAUGAUGAGCAGCAGCUGCCACGUCAGAUACACAUCCAGCAGCAUCUUAAACUGCAUUUUCACCAAAAAGGCAAGUCCAGAUGA